UUGAUUCCGAAGUGUGGCACAGGGAAGUUUGAAAUAGAAAAAUCGCGUAGUAUUUAGUGUUUUCUAAAUUUCUCGUGAUAUCCGAUAAAUAUUGAAGAAGUGUGUGAACUAAGCACCCAAACAUCUGUAGAAAAUGGACAAUUUGAUUCACGACGAGGAGCAAGCAGCCAUGCCUUCGGAAAUGGUGUCUCCGAAGUCGCUGCAGCGCGAGCUGGCCGACUCCAUCAUCCGCAUGGUGCCGCUCGACGAGAUCCGGAUACUGCUGGCGUGCGGGGCGAAGGUGAACGAGCCAGUAACCCAAGGCCUGCGCCCGCUGCACUACGCCGUCUGGCAGCGGCACCUGGAGGCCACGCGGCUGCUGCUCGUGCGCGGGUGCGACGUGAACGCGCGCGACGACUGCGGGUACAGCGCGCUGCACCUGUCCGCCGAGCACGGUUACACGGAGCUGGUGAAGCUGCUGCUGCAGAGCGGCGCGGCAGUGGACUACCGGCCCGACACCGGCGAGCAGUUCCCGCGCACCACGCUGUGCGACGAGCCGCUGCGACUGGCCAUCAGGAACAAGCAUUAUGAAGAAGCCCGCCUCCUACUAGAGCACGGGGCGGACCCCAACAAGCGCUACUUCUUCGGCUCGGAGAUCAACCUGGUCUCCGACCCUGAGUACCUGGAGCUGCUGCUGACCUUCGGCGCCAACCCCGACUCCAGGGACCGCGCCGGCAUGACGCCGCUCAUGAAGGCUGCCAGACAACGGAAGGGCAUGGACGCGGUGGUGACGCUGAUCAGCUACGGCGCGGACGUGAACGCGAUGGCGGACGCCAGGAACGACUUCCGCACUGUGCUGCACUACGCUGUGUUGUCUGGAAACGAGGACGUAGUCAACUUGCUCAUCAAGCAAGGAGCCCGUCUCAACUACGACUGUCCAGAUCUGUCCAAGCCGAGUCCCCUAGACCUGGCUAUCUUGAAGGGAGACGUGCCGAUAGUCCAGCUGUUGCUGAGAGCCGGAGCGCAGGUCAACGCGUCGAGCUCUGUGAUUGGUUCCCCGCUGCACGUGGCCUGCUCGGAUAACAUUACUAAUAGGAAGGAAAUUGUUCAGAUCCUACUAGAGAGCGGAGCCGACCCAAACCUUAAGGUGUACAACGUGGAGGACGCGGCGCAGCUGAGGCCCGCGCUCGCCGAGUACCUCGCCAGCAACCCGGAGCCGCAGCCCGACAUUGUGAGGCUGCUGUUGAGGAAUGGAGCCAGGGUAAUAAUGAAAACUCAGUUCCGUGACCCUGACGGCAUCCUCAACCACCUGCAGAACGUCACGCUGGACGAAAACGAGCACAUCUUCUACUUGCUUCUAGAAGCUGCUGAAGCGUUCGACCUUUGCAUGAUAAAAAGAAACCACACUCUUAAUGCCACGCAGAAACAGGCAUUAAUCGACAGAGCUAAAACCCCUCUUUCCUUGCUCGCUCAAGUUAGAAUCCACAUGCGACGCUUUUUUGGCAACCAUUUAGUUGAAAUGGUGCCUAAAUUCGAUAUUCCGACUACCCUGCACCACUAUCUGCUAUUUGACUACAGUUAAGGGGAUUUGUGGUUUUGAAGCUGGUAUUAUUAAAUUUGUAAUGGCUUUAUGGGAAAUUUCCUUUGCCUGUUGCACUGUUGUUUUAAAAUGGUGCAGGGUUGCCAGUAUUGAUAAGUCUGAUUUUCUUGGGUAAAAGUAUGACUUUUUAAGUACCUACUAUAAUUUUAAGUUUUUUUUUUUACUUUGACGGUCUAUAAAGUGUACUAUAAUACUAUU
Molecule: messenger RNA, 1777 nt
Organism: Plutella xylostella (diamondback moth)
Lineage: Eukaryota; Metazoa; Arthropoda; Insecta; Lepidoptera; Plutellidae
Cellular component (GO): cytoplasm
Molecular function (GO): protein binding
Source: RefSeq, a predicted model, not a curated record